Messenger RNA from Acanthoscelides obtectus, 2006 nucleotides. The record is from the annotation of a GenBank genome assembly. NCBI's taxonomy places the organism in Eukaryota, Metazoa, Arthropoda, Insecta, Coleoptera, Chrysomelidae.
GUUUUUUUAGUACAGUUUUGCGUACAUAUCUUGAGAGACCUUGAGAUUAUUAAGAUGUAUUUAUACUGAAAAGAAACAUCAUGGCUCAGUAUAAGAAACUUGAAUGCGUAGGAAAUAAUUGGGUCAAUCAAAUUAAUCCAUUUUAUUUUUCUUUUUGAAGGAGAUUAUUAUUAUUUUCAGGCGCUCACGUGAAUCCUUCAGUAUCACUUUCUAUGUUGAUAGUGAAGAAAAUUUCGCCGCUAAGAACAUUUUUCUUUAUUUUUGCCCAGUGUGGAGGUGGCAUUGCGGGAGCUGCCUUUGUAUAUGGGGUGACUGCUCCUAUGUACCUUGGGAAUCCAUCGGCCAUAAUCAUCAACAACACGAAUACACCGUGGGACAAAUUCGGAAAAGAAUUCAUCUUAACGUUCGUAGUUGUGUUUUCCUAUUUCAUUUCAAUGGAUACAUAUAGAAAAUGGGUAGGAACAUCCUCACUGACCAUUGGAUCAACUUAUGCUGCUUGCUCUUUUGUUUCGAUGCCUCAGUUGAACCCAGCGAGAUCUUUAGGACCAGCUUUCGUCCUGAACAAAUGGGAGAGUCACUGGGUGUAUUGGCUCGGUCCAUUGCUAGGAGGAGUCCUCGCUGGUCUCAUCUACGAAUACAUUUUCAAUUCUAAGCAUCACAAGAGAAUGCAACAAACCCAAGAUGAAGAAUCAUCUAGUAUUCAUUCGGAUGACGUGGAUAAUUUUGACGACUUGGACAAACCUGCCACCUAUAACAAUUACAGACAGUCUGUCAGCGAAGGGCCCGAUUUAAAUUACUGCGGCAGUCUGUACUCAGCUCCAAAACUGGAAAGACAAGAGUCAAUAUAUGGAGGAACGAAGUCUCUAUAUUGUAAAUCUCCAUCUUUAACCAGACCAAAUCUCAACAGAUCUCAGUCAGUAUACGCUAAAUCAAAUACGUUUAUAAACAAGGAUAUCCUGCCAAAAAAUGGGCCGUUAGUGCCAACUCAAUCGAUGUAUCCUAUAAAGAUCAAUCAUCAAAGCCACAUCCAAAAUCAGAACGUGCAGAAUUUCCUUCAGCAGAAGGCAGAAGGUAGCUAUGGAACAAGAACCGGUACCACAAGCAGCAGCAAGCCAGAAACGCACGCAAGCACAAACGAGCUAAAAAGAGACAAUUAUGCCAUCGAAAGGCACCUGUACGAUACCUAUUCGACGGCGACCGCUGAAAGACAAAGAAGAGACAAGGAUGUUCCGCAGAAUGCUAGAACUCAUUUGGUUAAUGGAGAACCUAUGGAGGCAGCUACUGGUACAACUCGUAACAAUAGACCGGAGUCUAUGUAUGGCAGACUGAGUUCUCAAGCACGUCAUGUUGCAUCUACGGCACAAUCAGAUGAUUCAAACUAUAGCUCGUAUACAACGAGCAGCAGUACAAGAAAUGUCGUCCCCGCGUACAGCGCCAGUUAUCAUAACGCUGCAGCCGCCGCCUCUGGUGCUGUACCCAACACUUCUCAAAAACCUUACAGUGCUUCUGGUUAUUCUGGAAGAUGUUCUGAUAACAGGACAAAUCAAAAUACUCAACUAUUAGCAGCUGCUCCUGCUUUGGGUGCAUAUCACCAUCAGCAUUCACCUAAUCCGCAUUCUCAGUAUUGAUUUGUUUUUUAUAAAAACUGUUACCAUUAAAUCUGUUAUCAUAGUCGACGCAUCGACCGUCAUUGCCUUUGCCUUCUUUGAGGCGCGAGGCUUCCUUGGAAACAAUGGAUAUUAAAUAUUUCCUUGGAAAAAGUGAAACAAUAGGCUGCUUUACACGUACGGUUUUUUCCGCGCCAAUUCUUUUGGUCCGACACUUCCGUGUAAAUGCUCGGCCGCUGGUGCGUGGAACGUAGCGUGGACCUCCAGAACGGAACGCCUGAGGCAGCAGCGUUGGCCGCAGUAGUAGACUCUUCGGUCUCCUGAUCAGUCGUGUGCGGGUUCGAAUCGCGUUCCAAGAGAAAUUUUUCUCUUGGCUAUGGAUGUUGUGAUUGUCCGUAG